This is a messenger RNA of Coccomyxa subellipsoidea C-169, 1380 nucleotides long. RefSeq lists its product as hypothetical. NCBI's taxonomy places the organism in Eukaryota, Viridiplantae, Chlorophyta, Trebouxiophyceae, Coccomyxaceae. The record is from RefSeq and is a predicted model, not a curated record. The coding region runs from base 1 to 1380 and encodes 459 amino acids. The transcript has 8 exons. Gene Ontology annotation, molecular function: calcium ion binding.
AUGAUCAUUGUGUUCAUCGGCCCUUCCCCGGACUUGAAAGUGAAGUCUGGCGGCUUCCGCAUGCCCAAGCUGUCCCCUCGAGGCACGAGCCCGAAGGAGUUCAAGCGCAACACCAGCAUCCUGAAGCUGCUGCGCAAGCCCAAGCCGCACUGGAAGAACAUGCUGAAGGGCAAGAAGUCUCAAGGCACGGACGAUGGCAAGCUCAGCACCAUGGACGAGGGGGAAGAGACCGAGGGGAGCCAGCCCUCGCAAUCUGCUGUGGUGGAUGAAGGCUCUCAGAUUCAGAGCCACCACUCCAUGGCGCCCGGCAUCCUCGGCCAAAGCCGGGACCUGCACGUACAUGUGCUCUGCGCACGCGGCUUGCGCGCGGCCGACAGCAAUGGGCUGUCGGAUCCGUAUACGGUGGUUCGGCUGGGGUCGCGCAGCGAACAGACGCAUGUGCUGCUGGAAACGCUCGACCCGGACUGGAACGAGGCCUUUGUAUUUGGCGCUGAGGAAGUCGACGCUGCUAUUGUGGAUAACCUGCCGAGCCUGCUUUUUGAAGUCUGGGACAGCGAUAUUGGUGUGGUCGCUGAUGACUUCCUUGGGCAGGUGGCAAUCCAGUGCAGGGACAGCGUUACCCGCGGCACGGCUGAGGAGCAGCCGCUGAGUGCCAUCAGCGCGCUGUGCCCGGCGCCCGGGCAGGUCGAGAAGAAGCUCCCAGCAGUGAUCCACGAUGAGCGCGGCAACACGGUCUACGAGGAGCCCUGCGUGGCCUGGCUCCACCUGCGAAUCGCGUCCAUUUCGCAAAGCAGCCUUGACAGCGAUGAAGCGCCCCUGAUCACCAAGCUGUUCACCGGUGCCAACACCUCUUCGCGCUGGCGCUCCCUGACCGGCCUGGGCCGGCGCCCCCUCAGCAGGCAGCAGAGCUCAUCUUCUACCACAUCAGUGGCCUCUGUCAGAGAGACCCUGGAGCCGUCGCCGCGCUUCAAGGAGAGGCGCAAUCUGCACAGGGUGAUAAGUGAGAGCGAUGAGGGCGGCGGCGGACACAGCGGGGAAGUUGGCCUGAAGAGUGUGCACCGGAAGAUCAAACGGCUCUUUGGCAAGGUGGAUGACGAGGGGGAGUUGAUGCAGACCACAGAUGACUUUGACCUCGAUGAUGACGAGAGUGAGAGCGACGAAAACGAGGAGCAAGAGAUUGAGGAUGAGCAGCAACUCUACUGGGAGGUAUCAGUGGGCAACCAGACGAAGCGGUCGCGGCUGGCGCCGCUGCAGGGAGCGCGCGCGCAGUGGGGCCAGGACUUUGCCUUUGCAGUGGUGCUACCGCUGCGCACGCGGCCGCUGCGGCUGGAGCUGCACCAGAGCACCGGCAACCGCCGCAAGGGCAUUCAGUGCAGAUGA